Molecule: messenger RNA, 1746 nt
Organism: Raphanus sativus (radish)
Lineage: Eukaryota; Viridiplantae; Streptophyta; Magnoliopsida; Brassicales; Brassicaceae
Product: zinc finger CCCH domain-containing protein 63
Exons: 8
Coding region: 198-1493 (431 amino acids)
Molecular function (GO): metal ion binding; protein binding
Source: RefSeq, a predicted model, not a curated record
GCUGACGCAACUCUUUACUCUCUCUCUCUCUCUCUCUCCACUACUUGUGUCCUCUUCAAGAAGAUCCGAAGAUUUUUUAACACAAAAACCUAAAUUUGUUUCGUAAUUUUUCUAGGGCUUCCUCCAAUUUUGUAAUUUGAUCGGAUUCUGAAGAAAAUUCCACAGAAAGAGAGGGAGUUAGGGAAAUACAAAAGGCCAUGGAUUUCGAUUUGAACGGAGGCAACAAGCGAGUCUUCAACCGUCUCGGCGGGUCGAAUCGUCCGGCGGCGGCGGCGGCGGCAAAGGGCUCACGUCAGGAGGUUUGUUCCUACUGGCGAGCGGGGCGGUGCAAUCGGAACCCUUGCCAGUUUCUACACCGAGAGUUACCGGGUCCGGUUUCGAACAAAAGGGUCGCCGACGAAUCUGGGUUUGCGGGUCCGAGUCACAGGAGAGGACCUGGGUUUAACGGGAGCUCUAGUAGUAAUACGUGGGGGAGGUUCGGUGGGAACAGCAGGACGGUGGUGACGAAGACGGAGAAAGUUUGCAGAUAUUGGGUGGAUGGGAGCUGUAGCCACGGUGAUAAGUGUAGAUACUUGCAUUGUUGGAGCAAAGGAGAUGGUUUCUCGCUGCUGACUCAGCUUGAUGGGCAUGAGAAGCUUGUUAGUGGCAUUGCUUUGCCUUCUGGUUCUGAUAAGCUUUACACUGGGAGUAAAGAUGGGACUAUUCGUGUCUGGGAUUGUGCUUCUGGACAGUGUACAAGCGUACUCAAUCUUGGUGCGGAAGUUGGCUGUGUGAUUAAUGAAGGUCCGUGGCUAUUGGUAGGCAUGCCAAAUCUUGUGAAGGCUUGGAAUAUGGAAACCAGUGUAGACCAAAGUCUCAGUGGACCUGUUGGCCAAGUGUAUUCUCUUGUUGUGGGUACUGACCUACUCUUUGCAGGCACACAGGAUGGUUCUAUAUUGGCAUGGAGAUAUAAUGCUGCCACUAACUGCUUUGAACCGGCUGCGUCAUUGAAGGGCCACACACUUGCUGUUGUUACCCUAUAUGUUGGGGCCAAUAGACUCUAUUCCGGGUCCAUGGACAAAUCUAUUAAAGUUUGGAGCCUGGAUAAUCUUCAAUGCAUACAAACGCUCACGGAUCAUACAUCAGUUGUCAUGUCUCUCAUUUGCUGGGACCAGUUUCUUUUGUCUUGCUCAUUGGACAACACUGUAAAGAUAUGGGCUGCAGUUGAAGGAGGCAACUUGGAAGUUACAUACACUCACAAAGAAGAACAUGGAGUGCUAGCUUUAUGCGGUGUACAUGAUGCAGAAGCAAAGCCGGUUUUGUUGUGCUCUUGCAAUGACAGUACCUUGCGUCUCUACGACUUGCCAUCAUUUACGGAAAGGGGCAAAAUCUUUGCAAAGCAAGAGAUACGGUCCAUCCAGAUAGGUCCAGGUGGCAUAUUUUUCACGGGUGAUGGAACCGGUCAAGUUAAAGUAUGGAAGUGGUCCACUGCUCCAACCACGGCUAUGUCCUGAGGAAGUUCGAAAUCUUGUCAAAAGUUCUUUCCUACGAUCUUCUUGUACCAUUUAUAUAUGCGUCUCUCUCUCUUUACGAUUGUUGUGUCCAUCCUAGCAAAGGCCAUGGUCUGAUGAGAUUGGUCGAGACUAUGCCAUGUUAGGAGUUUUGAGACAGAACCGGGAGAGUUUUGUCCAGUUUCAGUGGAUGUCUUGUAACACUUUGAUUUGUAUGGUCAGAUUUGUCAUAAUAAAAGAUUUAUCUAUUCAACAA